This is a messenger RNA of Trichomonas vaginalis G3, 210 nucleotides long. RefSeq lists its product as uncharacterized. Bases 1 to 210 code for a protein of 69 amino acids. The record is from RefSeq and is a predicted model, not a curated record. Lineage: Eukaryota; Parabasalia; Trichomonadida; Trichomonadidae. The transcript has a single exon.
AUGUUCAUUAAUUACAACAAGAAGAAGAAAGUUUCAAAGAGGAAGAAGAAAUCAGUUUCUCACAGUUCUCAACUUCCUCCUCCUCAAAUUCCUCCUGUCCAAGCAAAUGAACAAACAUCACAGCCUGCUAAUGGAGAUGAUGCUGACGAUAAAGGAAACUUUGUUCCUUUUAGUAUAAUUUUAGAUAUUUGCACCAUGGAGAGCCAUUAA